Blepharisma stoltei is the source of this 2841-nucleotide messenger RNA. The record is from the annotation of a GenBank genome assembly. NCBI's taxonomy places the organism in Eukaryota, Ciliophora, Heterotrichea, Heterotrichida, Blepharismidae.
AUGUUGGAAAGCGCGGCAACUCUUUAUGAGGAUUCCAGUGACAGCCCAGCUGAAGAAUCUAUCAAGCCCCAAUACGAAAACAAAAGUUCUCGCCAACACUGCAUCUUUUGUGAGAAAGCUACAAACCCGCUAACUCAGCUUCCAAGCUGUUCUUUGGCUCAUUCUUCUUGCAGGGAAAAUCGAUCGUGUAUAAUUUGUGGAUUAUCUGGCAUGACUUUGCAUUGCAGAUCUUAUGGGUGCUCUAGAGUUGUCCAUCCUUGGUGCAUGGAUUGGACUCUUCAUUUUUCAUUUUCUCUUGAAGAUCCUCGGUGUGAUAUUCAUCUUCCAAAUGGCAGAAGAAAGCGCGAAUAUCAGCGAGUAUGACAAAGCAGACAAGUAGCUCACAAAGUGGGCGAAGACGCAGAAUCAGUGAGGAUUAUAAAAGAAACAUAUGACGAUUAUAAAGCUCCAAACGUUUAUACGGGCAAUAUUUUGUGGUAUGUGAUUGGUGUGCAAUAUUUUCCAAACACUUAUAUGAUAGAAAACUUCCCUGAUUUCUGUAUAAAGGAGAAGGACGAAGAGCCGUAUUUUGAUGGAGAUGUUGAUUUUUUAAUUAAGUGUUAUGAAAAAGAGCAUGAAGAUAUUGCUAAAGAAAACGAAAGACUUAUCAAUGAAUCUUUAAAACCUGAAAUAAAUCGAAAAACAAUAGAAGUUGUUGAUAAUGGGAUCAAAAAAAUUAAACAUAAUAAAGAAGAUGACCUGAUUCUAGGCGAAAUCAAAAAAAUAAACAGAAGAGGCCACUAUGAAGAAUACUUAAAAUAUUUUGAAACGAAAGGCAGAGGUGAUAAUGAGUUUUCAUAUGCAGAAAAACGCCAAAGUGGUCUUAGAGGUCCUCCUAAAUGUGAAGAAGAUUGGGUAUGUGGAGUUUGUGGAGAUGGAGACUACGAAGACGAUGAUUUAAUCGUUAUUUGUUCCCGCUGUGAAAUGGGUGCUCACAUGAAGUGUUAUGGAAUCCCUAACGUCCCAGAUCACGAUUGAUACUGCCAAGCAUGUGAAAAAACUAACAGCCCUGAAGAAAGACAUAGCUUAAAAUGUGCUUUAUGCUCUGUAAAUGGCGGAGCCAUAAAAUUAACGAUUCACCAGACCUCAAAAGAGUUAAGUUUCCCCAACUAUGAUUUUAAAGGAAACCCAGAAAAAGUUUGGGUUCAUGUUUUUUGUGCUUUGCAUAUCGAACCUGCCACUAUUACUGAUAAAUUAAACGUCAGUGGAAUUGAUUUAACGAAAAUUGAUAUGAAAAGGUUUAGUUUGAGAUGCGGGAAAUGUGGCAGCAAAGAAGGAGCUUGUUUGCAAUGCCAGCAUGGAAGAUGCCAGGCUGCUUAUCAUCCUGAGUGUGGGAAAGAUUUAUUUACAAAUACAAGGGACAAGUCUGGGUAUGAUGAAGUAGGCAUGUAUUGCCCAUUGCAUAAACCUUUAAAAUUAAGGAGGGUUUUGGAAAGCAGGGAAAAAAAGACUGUGGAAGAUAUCAUAAAUUUUGCAAAAAUAUUUGAUAAAACUUCAAAAAAGAAAAAGAAAUUGAAAAGUCCUGUAACCAAAAAGAAGAAAAAAUCGAAGUCGGAAAAGGAGCCAUUCUCAUGCAUAGAGAAAUUCAAAUUAUGGAAAGCUAUGGACGAAAAGCUUGAUUAUUUGGUAAAACACAAAAAUAAUGGAUUUUCUUUUAUAAUUAAGCAAAAAAAUGCUAGUAAUGCGUUACGGAGUAGUGUUGAAGUACAAAAACCAUUUAUUUAUAACACCCUUGACCCGCAAGCUAUAUUAAGAUUAAGAUUAGAAGUUCUCAUUUGACAGGGCAGUAGAUUUCUACUCCUAAAUGCUAAUCAUUCUGAGGGAUCCUGGUGGACACUCUCCUUGCCACAGCAGGCAAGGGGUUUGCACAACAGAUCUUGACUUCUAUGACUCCUAAAGCCUAAGGGUCCGCCAUCUUGGAAGAAACUCUCAGGUUCUCUUAGACAGAUGCCACCUCUUGAACUCCGUUCGAGGCCUUAUCAAUCGCUCGGAGCUUUUGCUAGUUCUGCCCUUUUUAAUGGUUCUUUUAGAGGCAAAAACUCAAGCUCAAUGAAUUAGCUCCUGAGACCCUAGAAAAAACUAUUCAGACAACACAAUUGUUUUCUGGUCUCUUUCUGCCCUUUCUCUUCACACUGGGCUUUUUACCUGCUGGUUUUGAAGAAAUAGGGUAAAAAAAUCGGGUGGCCUGCCAGUGCCAUUUUUUUAAAUAUAUCUCAAGCUAUAUUGCAAUACAACAUAACAGUUCCUGGCCGAAAGCCAUUUGAGUGUUAUACAUUUUAUAAAGCUUUUAUUCAGCCUUUAAUUAAAAAAGAAUUUGGAAUUUUAAAUGUUCAGCCCAGCACCUUUGUACCUAAGGGAAAGAUUAUUCUUUAUUCAACAAAUAAGCCUCAUAAUUCAUGCUUUCAUAUAAAAAAUAAUUGAUAGUAAAAUCAACAUAAAAAGCAUAAAAAAAUUAAAAAAAUCAUCUUGAAAGACGAAAUAGAAAAAGAAAAAGCUAGAGCCAAAGAACAAAAGCUCGUACAAGCAAUGAUUUCUGUGCCUGUCUUAGAAGAUGUUUACACCAAAGAGGUAUACUGCAUUUGCAGAAAACCAUAUGUGGAACAAACGUUUAAAAGAGCUUAUGAAAGUGAGGAAGAUUUUGAAAAACGAAAAUGAUUUACAAGCAUGAUUGAGUGUGAGCAAUGCAAUGAAUGGUUUCAUAAUGAGUGCAUGAAAUUCCCGUAUUUGCAUGAAGAAAAGGAGUUUUAUUGUCCAAGCUGUAAGCCGAAAAGGAUGCAUUUGAGUGAAGACAAACUUGAUUAA